This is a messenger RNA of Suillus discolor, 2055 nucleotides long. RefSeq lists its product as uncharacterized. The record is from RefSeq and is a predicted model, not a curated record. The transcript is spliced from 8 exons. Lineage: Eukaryota; Fungi; Basidiomycota; Agaricomycetes; Boletales; Suillaceae. The coding region runs from base 1 to 2055 and encodes 684 amino acids.
AUGCCUGAUAGCCCGAAGAAAAAGCGGGCCAAGCGCAAAGCUGUCGAAAAUGACCUCAAGGCCCUCAAGCCAAAGAGAUCGCGGGCUCAGCAUGAGGUACCUUCGGUGAUGGCUCCCGACAUGGAUGACUCUCAACAUCCUCGACGUUCAGGACAUCCAGGCAUGGGGAAGGGAGGCAGGAAUGCUCAACUAGAGCGAUUAGAUGCCAUCUUGGAUGCUCCAGCACAGGCUAGCCAGCCUAAGGGCUCUAACUCUUUUGAUUUGACUGUUCCUGUAAACCCUGUUGCUCCAGAACCGCCCCGCAAGGGUUGCGGAAGUCAUUCAAAGGUAACUGCACUAAUCAUCCAGCAGAAAAAGCAGCCCCCUCCCCCAUAUCACAUCUCAGAGCAACCGAUUCCCAAUGCCACAACUCCCAAUGCUACAACUCCCAACACUACGAUUCCAAAUGCCAAGAUUCCCAGAGCGCAGCCGAAAGCAAAGGCCAUUGUUCCUCCUCAUCCUAGCAUGGAGACAGUGAAGAGUCAGCCCGCUUUCAUACAAUGCGAAGAUGGCGGACGGUUUGGAUUUUCUCCACCCAUUGUCCCCCCUGGCACGGAACCUGACCUUCAGGCCUUGAACAACUCAUUUGUGGCUGCAGCUAAAGUGAAGCACGUUUUGUCCACUUCCAAUGCUUCCCAAAGUCAGCUUCCUGGUAUUGUUCCUGAUGCUUCUGGCAGUCAUCUUAUUAGUGGUGAAGAUUCAUCGCAGACGGCACUCUUGAGGACGACGACUCCAAUCACUGCGGCAGGCAUCCACUUUUACCAGAGUUUGGACCCUGCCCUCCGGCCGACUGGAUCACAAAGUACAGAAUCUGAAAGUUCUAACAUUAGUGAGGGUGAGAGUUCAUCUGACAAAGAUAGCGAAGACCAGCAAAUCGGUUGGGGGGCGGUCGGUGGGCGUCAUAGCACACACCCUGGUUUUUCUGGGGAAGAGCGACCAUCCCAACCUCAGGUGGUGUCCGCUCUUCCACCAGAUUUUGAAUUUCAAUAUUCGCAUGAUGAAGAUGACCAAGUGGCUGAGAAAAAUUUGGCAGUCAACAGCUACUCGAGCGAUAGUACAGAUGUCAGAAGUAUUCCUGAGCCAGAUGAUGUCUUAAAGUUUUAUCAUGAGAAGAAUGGUCGUCCCCAGAUGCCUGAUCCUGAACUCUUAGACCUUCUCCGAGUUGCUGAGACAACCACCACCGACUCAAAGGUAAACUUACAGGCAGCUAAAGCUUCAGUAAAGUCCAAGGAGGUUGAGGGGCCUAAUGCCACCCAACUGGGCUGGUAUGGUCCUCGCUGGAAAAGUUUCCUCGAGAAUGCCAAGGGGGAGUGUCGUGCGCAGCAAGCAUUGGAAAACCCUUUCCCGAAGCUGGUUGAGGAUCUGCUGAUAUCUAUCACGGAAUCUCUUUCAGCGUCCCUCAUGAGCUGGCUCAAAAUGGUGGACAAAUCGAACCCGCUGUAUGAUGAUUUGGCAACAUGGUGUUCCAACCUCAAAAAGAUCGCCAUUGCCAUCGCACCUUCUGCAUACAACCUUGUUCCCCCAGCCACCAUCCCCGUUCAAGAGCAUGCAGCCUGGAUUGAAGAGGCCGCUACAAAUUUACUAGAAAAUUCCAUGUUUCUUCAUAACGGAGUGGAUGAGUUGGGGAAGACCAGGAACUUUGCUCAUCCUGGGCUUCGCGAGGUCACUAUACUUUUCCUCUACACUGGAUCCUAUCGCAUUGCUCGUAGGUGGCCCGAUAUAUUUAAGAAGGAGAUACCAUUGACUUGCUUAGCUCUCGUCUGCACAGUAGUAUUUUCCUUGAUGUUGUUCAAUUGCAUCUUCAAUGGCCUGGUGAAAAACGGAAACAGAAAAUCUUUCCCAAAGUUCAUUGCCAAGGAGUACGAACCCAUUUACAAAACAAUGCUUGAGCUUCUCCGAACCGUCAUGGAAGACCCUUAUCACGGUCCCAGGCUGGUGCAGCAACUUCGUGCAUGGGCUGAAGCUGGAUGGGAAGAGUCCUGUAAGCUCGACGGCAUUGACCCAUCAAAGCGUUGA